AUGCUCCGAGGGAGAUCCAGAGACCGCACUCGCAAAAUCAGCCCUCCUGGACCAGUAUACAUGUCAAAUGAGCAAUUUGCUAGCUAUCUCGCAGAUCUCAGGAACAAUCGUGUCGCUCGUCCAAGCGGUGCCAGACCUCAGCCUCCCAGCAAUAGGCACGAGUCAGAUAGGGGUCUUUCAAAGACACCACAACCGAAUGAACCAAUAGCCUCGCCAUCGAACGAGUUUGCACAACGUUCUAGCAGCGUGUUGUCUCACCGAAGAGCUCGAUCAUCUCUCUCUACAUACUCUUCACCAAACUCAAGAAUUGGCCGUCCGCUUGUACAGCAACCACGCUCACCAGGAGCACCUGUUGUACCUCUGAAGCCUUCUGAGGUUGUCCCAAGUGCCACAUACAUUGAACGAGGCCAAAGAUGGAUGGAGAAAGAGGAAGCAGUAUCUCUGCGAGAGGCCAUGGAAGAUAUGGACUUGAAUGAAGUAGAUGAAGAGGAAAUGAGGAUUCACGCCGCAGCACAAGCGGAAGCUUCGGAAUUAGUCUGGCAACAUCAGCAUCCCGAAGCGGCUAUCAAGCCAGGCGCGCCAUACCGAUAUAAAGAGCACCUGAGAAAGAAUAGUUACCAACAUGCAAGAACUCAAAGCGUUGGUCGCUAUGGGGGGGUUGGCAUGGUUACCGGUCUUGCACGAGACAUUCCAUGCUCAAUCUCUGGGAGAUCAAGCAGCAGCGGUGGAACGCGUUCAGAGCGUAGCCGUGUAUCAAGUGGCGGUUCUGAUGAUUCCCGGUUGGACCGCAAUGUAAGCCCAGACCAUACAGUUCGCAGGUCGGUGGAUUCUUCCCGAGAUAUUGCAACUACUACCUCAACCAAGAAAUCAUACGGUAGUAUUACCAAUGCUAGCAGACCAUCGGCUGCCCCACGCAGGAGUACCAGUGCCAAAAGAAAUAUCAGUGGUGAGAUUGCGGGUACCUUCACGGGCGAGCAGAUCUGGGAGGAACCAGAGCAGGAGGAUACAGAUCGCAGCCACUCCAUCGAUUCACAAGACGCUCCAGCUCCUUUGCGCCUCAAGCCGCGAAAUCCCCUGAACCGUGUCCAGUUUGCACAGGACGUAAUACAGUCAAACAGCACUCCUCCCGAGCCUACUAAAAAGAUCUCGAGGUUCGAAAUCCAUCGAAACCCACCCUCUCAGUCAAGAAAUCCACUCUACACUGCCAAUCCACCCCCACCCCCCCAAAACCCAAAUGGACAACGAGCUGAGACACCUACCAAGAACGGCCUUGAAAUCAGAAGCGACGAGAUCCGGCAGGCUACUAGUAUGCGUCUGAAGGAUCGCAGUCCUAAGCUACCGACCCCUACUGUUGUCAGUGAUAAACCGGGCCGCCCGAUUGUAAGCUUUGAAGCAAAUUGGAAGCCGAAAGAGGCUGAUGUGAAGCCAGAAGUGCAAAGCCAAUCAGGGAGCCGAGGUUCCCAUAUCCAGAGGAGGGCCAUACCUUCUCGAGCUGAUUCGAAGGAUGUCUCGAUCCCUAUCCCGACCAUUCAGCUUCCUGACGCACCCUCAAUCCAAGUAAAUGACGUCCCCGCCAUCUCUGUUCCAACCAUAAAUCUUCCAGAUACAGCGCCAUCUGUCCCUACAAUUAACGUCCCGGACAUACCAAAGAUAUCUGUCUCGACAGCCGACGUUCCAACUAUUAGCAUCGAGUCCAGUGAUACCAAAUCUAAUUCGAGGAGACCCCUCCCAGACCCAAAAACAGCUGCGGGGCGCCCUCCCCCACGUCACCAUGCAAUUGUACCUAAUCCUCGAAGCCAUUGGUCACCAGCCGGUAAAAGAGCAACCGCUACUUGCCAUCAAUGCCAACUUCCAAUCGAGGGACGUGUAGUAGGACUUCGAGGCGCCACAGAAAAAUACCACCCUGAAUGCUUCAUCUGUUUUACAUGUGGAACUGGGCUUGAAGCACUCGAAGUUUUCGAGGAGCCUUCGGUGAUGCGUGACCAGCGUCUUGAUCGAAUUGAACGUCGCGCUCGAGGAGAAUCGGUCCCAGAGAUUGAAGGCCAGACAGCGGAAGAUGAUGGCGAUUCUCGACUUCGUUACUUUUGCCAUCUCGACUGGCAUGAGCUUUAUGCGCCCAAAUGCAAGCACUGCAAGACUCCUAUCAUCGGCGAACAUACUGUCGCACUCGGAGCACACUGGCAUUUCGGGCACUUCUUCUGUGCCGAGUGUGGUGAUCCUUUCGAACAGGGAAUGAGCCACAUCGAGAAGGAUGGAUAUGCCUGGUGUAUAAACUGCCAGACAAAACGCACUGAGAGACGAGCUCCAAAGUGCCGCAAGUGCAGACUCCCAGUCAUCGGUCCUGUGGUCCAGGCUAUGGGCGGGGAGUGGCACGACAAGUGCUUCCGAUGCGUAAGCUGCAACGGUGAUUUCCCGGACAGCGCAUUCUUUCCGAAGGAGGUCGGUAAUGAGACAGUCGUUAUGUGUACGAAAUGCAUGGAAAGGGAGUUGAAGGCUUGA
This is a messenger RNA of Amorphotheca resinae ATCC 22711, 2499 nucleotides long. RefSeq lists its product as hypothetical. Lineage: Eukaryota; Fungi; Ascomycota; Leotiomycetes; Helotiales; Amorphothecaceae. The transcript is spliced from 2 exons. Bases 1 to 2499 code for a protein of 832 amino acids. The record is from RefSeq and is a predicted model, not a curated record.